AUCUUUCUACCCACUUCACUUCGUCUCGUCUUGGCCAAGCAUUUCGACCAAAAGCCAAGCUAUUCGUACGCCAGCAGAGAAGAAAAAGGGUCCUUUUCCUCUUUCUACCUCUGCCUCACUUCUACAACCAAUACCAAUCAACUAUCUAAACCACCCCCCAAACACUCUUCAUUUGUCUCUCUCGCCUGCACAACUGGGAUUUCCAAAUUCGUCACCGAGAUCUUGCGAGAACGAACCGUCGCCUACGCCUGCGACAACAUCAACAAGACCACCUUACCCGCGAUUCACGACAAGAUGGACCUCAAUUUCCAACUUGCCGCCCGUCAGGUUUCUGCCUGUGCUCUUUAG
Molecule: messenger RNA, 348 nt
Organism: Colletotrichum costaricense
Lineage: Eukaryota; Fungi; Ascomycota; Sordariomycetes; Glomerellales; Glomerellaceae
Exons: 2
Source: RefSeq, a predicted model, not a curated record